Messenger RNA from Mycotypha africana, 1329 nucleotides. RefSeq lists its product as uncharacterized. Lineage: Eukaryota; Fungi; Mucoromycota; Mucoromycetes; Mucorales; Mycotyphaceae. The transcript has 10 exons. Gene Ontology annotation, cellular component: membrane; endosome. The record is from RefSeq and is a predicted model, not a curated record. The coding region runs from base 1 to 1329 and encodes 442 amino acids. Gene Ontology annotation, molecular function: K63-linked deubiquitinase activity; protein binding; metal-dependent deubiquitinase activity. Gene Ontology annotation, biological process: protein K63-linked deubiquitination.
AUGGCGUCUGAACCGAAGUCAACGGCAGAACUUCAGAGACUAGCUGCAGUAUUAGUAGAUUCCAAUAUACCCAUUAGACUUUAUUUACGAUCUGCCGAUCUAUUAUACAAACAAGCUCGAGUUUACGAACGAGAACAGGACUUACAGCAUGCCUACGUAUUAUUCAUGAAGCUCACAAAUCUAGGUCUAGUUGAGCUGCCGAAACAUCCUGCAUAUGGAGACGCCGAGAACAAAAAGAAUUUGAAGCUUUUAAAUAAGAAAUGUUCAGAGGCUCUUGAAACGCUUGAAAAGAUGAAACCAGCAUUAGAUAAAGCUUAUAGAGUAUAUAUUGACAAAUUGGAGCAACAACAAUUGCAAAGCAACGCAAUACAUCGUCAACAUAUUGCUACCACCGAAAACGAUGGAGAUAAAAAAUCAGAUAAGACGCCGAUAAACACAUUGAAUACUUGGAAUUUGCAAGAUGCUUUGAAAGGCGUUGUGGGUGUAGGCUACAAUGGAAGUGAAAGACCGGAAUCUUUUGCUCCCCUUAAAUCUACAACCGGUUAUCCGAGCAUGUUAAUGUAUAAUAAAAGUGAUGGUUUCUCUUAUCAAGCAAACCGUAUCAACCGGUCUUCCGUUCCGCCGCUUCAGUAUCAGCCGUCUUUACCGCCAAAAAUACCUAUUGACCAAGCGAACAAAAGCAAUGAUCAAACAGUGAUUGCGCCCAUAUUGCCACCAAAGAUAGCUUUGGAUAAAAGUACAACUUCUGGUUCAGGGCCAACAGUAGACGCAUCUUCAGAAAGAGGCGAACCACUGAGAACAAUGCUUUUACCAAAAGACCUUCAGGCAAAGUUUCUAUCUAUCGCUAAAAUUAACACGCUAAAUAAAAUUGAAACCUGCGGAAUUCUGGCAGGAACACUGAAAAACAACAUUUUGAAAGUAACCACAUUGAUCAUACCCAAACAAACAGGCACUUCAGAUACAUGUACAACAGAAAAUGAAGAAGAGCUAUUUGAAAUUCAAGAUAGAUAUGAUCUACUCACUUUCGGAUGGAUACAUACACAUCCAACACAAUCUUGCUUCUUGAGCUCUGUUGACCUACAUACACACUGCUCUUAUCAAUUAAUGCUCCCAGAAGCAAUUGCUAUUGUUUGCGCUCCAUUGCACAGACCAAACUUUGGUAUAUUCCGAUUAACAGAUCCUCCUGGCUUGGAUAUAAUUAGUAAUUGUAAAAGGCAACCCGCAUUUCAUCCACAUCCUGAUUUACCUAUUUAUACAGGUGCUCUUGAUGGAGGACACUGUCACAUAUUACAAUACGAUUUUAAAGUCUUAGACUUGCGGAAUAGUUGA